Messenger RNA from Daldinia caldariorum, 855 nucleotides. RefSeq names its product DUF1295-domain-containing protein. The coding region runs from base 1 to 855 and encodes 284 amino acids. Lineage: Eukaryota; Fungi; Ascomycota; Sordariomycetes; Xylariales; Hypoxylaceae. Gene Ontology annotation, biological process: ergosterol biosynthetic process. Gene Ontology annotation, molecular function: Delta14-sterol reductase activity. Gene Ontology annotation, cellular component: endoplasmic reticulum membrane. The record is from RefSeq and is a predicted model, not a curated record. The transcript has a single exon.
AUGGCGGACCCCAACAAUGACCCCAAGCCCUGGUACAAGAAAAUGGACCUGAUCCAGCGCGGCGACCGCUCACCCACGCCCUGGGGCACCCUGACCUUCGUCGGCCUGCGCCUCGCCGACAUCCCUCUGCAGCACGCGCUCCUCGCGCCCGCGGCCGGCAGCCUCGGCACGUCGCUGCUCGCCCGCGCGGGCGUGGCGACCGUCCUACCCGCGGCUGUCCUCAACACGGGCAUCCCGUUUCUCGACUCCCUCGGCUCCCCGACCGGCGCCCUCCUGCUCCUCUUCGCCUGCGGCUCCGCCGCCAAGCAGAUCUACUGGCAGACCGUGCUCUCGUACGAGUCCUUCCCCGCCCGCGCCGCCCUCGCCGUCGCCCUCUACAACACCCUCAUGAACGGCGCCAACGCCCUGCUCUUCCGCGCCGCGCCCACCUCCGCGCUCUUCUCCCGCCCCCAGGUCCCGCUGUCCCUGCCCUUCUUCUCGUUCCCCGUCCAUAUCCCCCUCACCACAAUCGUCGGCCUCGGCAUGUACGUCUCCGGGCUCGCGCUCGAGACCGUCUCGGAGGCGCAGCGCAAGGCCUUCAAGGACCGCCCCGAGAACAGGGGCAAGGUCUGCAAGGUCGGCGUCUGGCGCUGGGCCCGCCACGUCAAUUACCUCGGGUACUCCCUCUGGCGCGGCGGGUACACCAUGGUCGCCGCCGGCUGGGUCGCCGGGCUCGCGGUUACGUUCGCCCAGAUGUGGGACCUGGGUCACCGCGCCGCCGGCGUGCUGGACGACUACUGCUCCGAGAAGUACAAGGAGCAGUGGGCGCAGUUCAAGCGCGAGGUCCCGUAUAAGAUCCUCCCGGGGAUUUAUUAG